This is a messenger RNA of Nylanderia fulva, 1276 nucleotides long. RefSeq names its product Myb-interacting protein 40 (gene mip40). Gene Ontology annotation, biological process: negative regulation of transcription by RNA polymerase II. The record is from RefSeq and is a predicted model, not a curated record. Gene Ontology annotation, cellular component: Myb complex; transcription repressor complex. NCBI's taxonomy places the organism in Eukaryota, Metazoa, Arthropoda, Insecta, Hymenoptera, Formicidae.
UAUGACCAAUCAUAGACAGACUUUGUCAUUAAAUGAAUAGUUCAUAAACAUUGGAGCAGAAAUUGGAGUAGGUUAGAGACGCUUUGUAAAAAAGAAGAAAAAAAUAGAAUUGGUAUACGAGAGAAAAAUGUAUCUCAAUAUCCUGAUGACUCAGUUAAAAAGCUGAUUGAUUUAAGUAUAAUAUGGGGAAGAAAAGAAAUAUUCAACCCCCGCCAAUAAUGCCAGGGCGGAUAAAAGUGGAAAUAAAAGAUGAAAUAGGAGAUAGUGAGGUUUUGGUAGCAAGGGAUCGUUUGAAAGGUGCUCUUCGAGAAUUAUUACAACAUAGUGACACAGGUUCGUCAGCAGACUCAGGCGAAGAAAGUUCUGCUCAAGAUUAUAAACAUUCUACAAUGAGAAAGAUGACGAAAUCUAUUAAUCUCCAACAAGCGCGAAAAGUCAGACGUCGUCGACAGGUACAGGCUGAUACAGCAUUUCAUCAUACAUAUGUGAUGAAACUAUUUGAUCGCAGUGUUGACUUAGCUCAAUUUCGAGAGGAUACACCACUCUAUCCUAUAUGUCGUGCUUGGAUGGCUAAUCAACCAAGAAAUCCUAAUUUGGUCCCUAAAGUGCGUAGCCCAAGUCCAGAAAUAGUUAAUGAAGUUAACAUAACAAAUAAUUUAAUUGAUGCUAAUGGAGAGCUAAAUGAUGUCCAUUAUUUGCCAAAUCCUUUACCUCGUGAGGAGGCUAUACCAAGAAAUCGCAUUCCAUCACCUAUACUGGGAGCCAGGGAUGAUCUGAACUUAGAUUAUGAAGGUCAAACUCUUAAAUCACGGGAACAAUUAAUGAAAGAACAUACUACACGGUGGAAUGCUAUUCGCAAAAAAUGGCACCAGCAAGCGCAUAAAAAUGAACAACGUUAUGUACAGAGUGCUACUAUACUUGGCACCAUAUUUACAAAGGCGCAAGCAGAAUUCGAAUAGCAGAGAUAUGGCAGUCCAAUGACUGCCAAUUCUUGCAUCACUGAUAAUUCCAUUUCUGAUCAUUUUUAUUACGUCAUCAAGGAAUAAUUUCUUAUUUUUUCUAUAUAAUUUCAUUGGUAAAUGGAUGCAUAAAAAAAUUGGGUAAAUAUAUAUUUAUAUAUGUCUUAUAUGAAUGCAGUUUUUAUUUAUAAUGCCCAGAAAAAAGUAAUCGUGUUUUAAUAACAUUACAAAAAUAGCGAAUUGUCUAGCUUGAAUACAAGAGAACAUUGUAAGACUUGUAACUUUAUUAUUUUAAUAAAAGUAAAUGCAAUAUAUAA